This is a messenger RNA of Racocetra fulgida, 415 nucleotides long. Lineage: Eukaryota; Fungi; Glomeromycota; Glomeromycetes; Diversisporales; Gigasporaceae. The record is from the annotation of a GenBank genome assembly.
GAGUAAGCCAAGUUUUUGUUGCAAACAUUGCAAAAAAUGUAGAUUGUGCAACUAAUCAAUCGAUACCAUAUAGCGUUCCCAAAACCGUGGGAAUAACUGGCUCCAAUUUUGAUCCUGCAACUGUCUGUAAUGCAAAUUCUACCACGGCCAAUGCUGCUCCCGCCAAUGCUACUCCCGCCAGUUCCGCCACCAAUGUCGCUGGUAAUGCUGUAGCUACUCAACCACCUACUGUACCUCCCGCAUCCAAACCAUCUUCUCCAGCUAACUCCGCUCCCGCAUCAAAAGCUAACUCAUCACCUACCGCAUCAGGAACACUUAAAGCCCCCACUCCUGCUUCAGCUUCAAGUGGCGAUUUUAAUCACCCAAUUUCUAAUUUUGCUGGAUUAUCUUUGGCUAUUAUUGCUGUUGCCUUAAC